CAUCCCAGCGCGGUCGAUACUUUCGCUCCGUCGCGCGCGUAGGUCUCGAGACGCGAACGCGCCGCUCCGGGACGGAACGGAAUCGACGGGGAGGAGACGACGCGCGACGGGCGCGGCGUGAAUUUCGGGCGCGCGGGGCGGGGCGCGACGCGCGCUAAAUUCCCUCGUGAUGUUGCCCUCCAUGAUCCGCCGCGUCCGCGCGGCGCGCGCGAAGCUGUCUUACAAAGAUAAGCUCCGUCAACGGCAAGGACUCAUGCUCCUCGCCGCGGCGGUGUCGUGCGUGUCGACGUACUAUUACGGCGGCGGCUCGAAGAGUUUUUUCGGGCGAAAAGAUUGGACGCCGUCCUUCGACUUCGCCUCAGACGGCGAGCGCGCGUCUCUCUCCGCGAUCACCGGCCUCGGGUCCUCGUCCACGACGGCGAGGAGACUGCUGAGCAGCAGCACGUGCUCCACCGAAGACUGGGAAGAUAACGGCGGCGUCGUCUUGUAUUUCAUCGGAAUGUUUUACAUGUUCUUGGGCAUCGCCAUCGUCUGCGACGACUUCUUCGUCCCUGCGCUCGAAGUGAUCUGCGAAGUCUUGGACCUCAGCGACGACGUCGCGGGCGCGACGUUCAUGGCCGCGGGCUCCUCCGCCCCCGAGCUCGCGUCGUCCACGAUGUCUCUGAUCAACCCGAACGCCGGGAGCGAAAUUGGCGUCGGCACGAUCGUGGGCUCGGCGAUCUUUAACAUCCUCAUCAUCAUCGGCGCCACGGUGAUGGCGACGGGGGCGGCGUUACAGCUCGACUGGAAGCCGGUCACGAGAGAUUGCUUCUUCUACGCCGCCGCGAUCGCGGGCAUCGUCGGCACGUUCGCCGGCGGCGUCGUUAACUGGUGGGAGGGCGGCAUCUACGUCUGCUUCUACGGAACCUACAUCGUCACCAUGAAGUACAACAAACACCUCAUGAAGUGGAUGGACAAGGUGGGCGGGAAGUGGAUGCAGCCGGAGAAGGAGUUCAAGCAGAUCUCCAUGAAGGAGAAGAAAGCCGCGGCACUCGCGGAGAAGGCGCAGUCGAGCAAGGAACCGUCCUCGCACGGCCCCGGCGCGGUGGUUGAAUCGACCGACGGCGCCGCGCCGCCCAAGACGUCCAUCGCGGACGUCGUCCUCGACCUGAUCAAGCAGCAGCGCAAGGAGAACGCGGAGAAGUGGAGGAAGAAGAUCGCGAUCGUCAAGCAAGACGACGGCACGGACGUCACGGUCACGCCGUAUAUGUCCCCGGGGCACAUCCGCGCGUAUCGCAAAGAGAUGAAAAAAGUCGCGGCGAUGCUCGAGGCGAAGAAGAAGAAGGACGUCCGCGAGGCGCUGAACCUCGAGGAGGGGAAGGACAAGGACGACGGCGACGAGGAGGAUGACGCCCCGUGGUGGAAAGUCCCGGAGGAGAAGAAGGACUGGCCGCUGUGGUUCCUCUCGUUCCCGUGGUACGCGUGCUUCGCCGGAACGAUCCCUCCGUGCGGCGAAGAAAAGUACCGAAAGUAUUACAUCAUGUCCUUUUUUAUGUCCAUCGGAUGGAUCGGUUUCAUCACGCACUGGAUGAUUGAGUGGUGCGUCGUCAUCGGCUGCGUCUUGAACAUCCCGAACGUCGUCAUGGGAACGACGGUGCUCGCGGCGGGGACCUCCAUCCCGGACGCGUUGUCUUCCAUCUCCGUCGCGAAGGACGGUCUCGCGGACAUGGCCGUCGCGAACGCCGUCGGGUCUAACGUCUUCGACAUCUGGCUCGGUUUAGGGCUUCCGUGGCUGUUGUAUCUGUCCUGGCAGAACAAGAACUACAUCGAGGUGAACACGAAUGAGCUCGUGCCGUCGUCGCUGAUACUCGCCGGCGUUCUCGUGUUGUAUUACAGCGCCAUCUUCUUCAACAAGUUUAAGCUUGAGAUUUGGCACGGGAAGGUUUUCUUCGUCAUCUACGGGUUCUACGUCGCGUACAGCAUCAUCUUGGUGUGGAUCCUGGACGUGUACGACCUCGACGACUAAAACCGGGAGAACGGCUCCGGGACCAUUGGGGGGGGGGGGGGUCACUGUGUUUAUACUCGCGUUCGCGGGUGGAUGGAUUAAUUCGCGCCUCGACGACGCGCUCUGCGUGCGGUCGGUCACGCGUCACGCGCGCGGCGGGUCCGCGGCGGGAAAUUCGUUUCCCUCGACCUGCCGCGCGCGCGUGCUGUACUCGUACCCAGCAGAGCGCGUCCUUUUGUAUAUAUAAAACUUACGUACAGUAGUAC
Molecule: messenger RNA, 2250 nt
Organism: Micromonas pusilla CCMP1545
Lineage: Eukaryota; Viridiplantae; Chlorophyta; Mamiellophyceae; Mamiellales; Mamiellaceae
Product: Ca2+:Cation antiporter family
Exons: 4
Coding region: 170-2005 (611 amino acids)
Biological process (GO): calcium ion transmembrane transport; intracellular calcium ion homeostasis
Cellular component (GO): plasma membrane
Molecular function (GO): calcium channel activity; calcium, potassium:sodium antiporter activity
Source: RefSeq, a predicted model, not a curated record